UUGUCGCCAUUUUCCGUCGCUGGAUGAUGAUGAAAGUUGCGUAAAUGAGGCGCGACAAACAAGGUUUAUUUAUAAAUAUAUAAAAACAAACACGUCGUGUUUUUGGUUCUCUUAUCAGCUGCGGACAUGUCUCUCCUACGGUUCCGUGCUUCAGCCAGCAGACUCCAGAGUUUAGUCUUUACAGGGUGUUCCCGGCGGGAAGCCAGCGGAGCGGUGAAGGACAAGGAGCCGCUGAAGAAAGCUAAAACCCCGCAGGGACGGUUUGACAGCCCCGAGGAGAAGAGCAACCCUGUUCUGCAAAAGUUCCCUGAUGAUGUGAACCCUGUAACCAAGGAGAAGGGGGGUCCUCGGGGUCCAGAGCCCACCCGCUACGGAGACUGGGAGAGAAAGGGCCGCUGUGUAGACUUCUAGUUCAACACUCAUAAAUCUGAUAUAUCACACCUGUAUAUGGAUAUUUAUAGCCAGUGGCACUUUUUAAACAGUUGAUUUGUUUAAAUGUCAGCUCAGAAGGUGAGAAUAA
This is a messenger RNA of Sander lucioperca (pikeperch), 520 nucleotides long. It is a transcript of the gene sdhaf4, whose product is annotated as succinate dehydrogenase complex assembly factor 4. Lineage: Eukaryota; Metazoa; Chordata; Actinopteri; Perciformes; Percidae. Bases 127 to 411 code for a protein of 94 amino acids. Gene Ontology annotation, cellular component: mitochondrion. Gene Ontology annotation, biological process: mitochondrial respiratory chain complex II assembly. The transcript has 3 exons. The record is from RefSeq and is a predicted model, not a curated record.